GAUGUUGAAAUAUCAGAUCAGUCCGAUCAGCUGUGGUGUACAAUCAUUAACUAAUAUCCAAUGAGGGGGCGUGUCGGCUGCUGAAAGACUUCCGUGUCGGCUGCUCUCGUGUGUCCUCGCUCAUCGCUCCUCAGAGAUCGCUCCUCGCUCCUCCCAUGGGUGUAUUAAAUGAAAGGUCCUAAGAGCAGAAAUAAAAGAUUUGGGAGGGUCUUCAAGAAGGUGUUUCAGAACAACGUCCGGUCUAAGAGAAUAUCUAGGAGUGAGGACCUAUCAAAUAAGAGACUUGGGACGAUCCUUGUUCUAUAGCCCCACCCAGAGAGGUGAAAGGAGGUUACAUCUUUGCAGACACUUCAAACAGGUUGAAACCGCAGGUAGAAACUAGAAACGCUAUUUGUGACAACCAGGGAUUUAUCUCUUCAUUUAACUUUGGAAACAGCCGUUCAGUGAAAAGGUUUUCUAGAAGAAGUCAGAUCCAGGUGACAGCAGAAUCAUGUUGGAAGAUCUUUUCCAGUUUUCCAUUUCAGUCUACUUGUCGGUGGCCAUUAUGGGCCUGCUGUUCCUCCACCUUUGUUACUCCAGCUUCAGCUCCCAGGACAAGAAGUUGGAGCCUCCAGGGCCUACACCUCUUCCCCUGCUUGGUAACCUUCUUCAGGUGGAUCUCAAAAGACUCGACCGCUCUCUUGUUGAUCUGUCUAAAAAAUAUGGACCAGUGUUUAGAGUCUACUUUGGAAUGAAGAAGGUGGUGGUCCUGGCAGGAUACAAGACAGUCAGACAGGCUCUGGUCAACCAUGCUGAGGAAUUUGGUGAUCGAGAGGUCACUCCAAUAUUCUAUGAUUUCCACAAAGGAAACGGUAUAUUAUUUUCCAAUGGCGACUCUUGGAAAGAAAUGAGGCGUUUCGCUCUAAGUACACUGAGAGAUUUUGGGAUGGGCAGAUGGAUAAGUGAAGAUAAAAUCAUAGAGGAAUGUGGCUACCUGAGUGAAGAAUUUGAACAACGGGAAGGUAAAGCCUUCGACAACACCCAGACAAUUCAUUAUGCAGCUUCAAAUAUUAUAUCAGCUCUCAUGUUUGGAAAGAGGUUUGACUACAAGGAUCCUGACUUCAAAGCUAUGGUGGAAAGAGACCACGAGUCCAUCCGUCUGACCGGAACAGCAUCCAUCAUGAUAUACAACACGUUUCCUUGGCUGGGCCCUUAUCUUAAAAACUGGAGGGAUUUGAUGAAACACACGGAGGCCAACAGGCAAGAAACAAGGAACAUAAUAGCGGACCUGAAGGAGACUUUGAACCCUGAGAUGUGCAGAUGCUUUGUUGAUGCAUUCCUAACCCAUAAACUAAACCUGGAGGAGUCUGAAAUAAAAGAUUCACACUAUCAUUAUGACAACCUGGUCUCCAGCGUGAAAAAUCUGUUUGGAGCUGGGACUGAUACUACAGGAAAUACACUUCAGUGGGGUCUACUUUUCAUGGCCAAGUACCCUCAUUUUCAAGAACAGGUCCAAGAGGAGCUGAGCAGGGUGGUUGGAAGCCGUCAGGUCCGAGUAGAUGACCGUAAGAACCUGCCGUACACUGAUGCUGUCAUCCACGAGACACAGAGACUGGCCAACAUUGUCCCCUUGGCCAUUCCUCACAAAACCAGCCAAGACGUCACAUUCCAGGGUUACUUUAUAAAAAAGGGGACUACUGUGUUUCCUCUUCUUACUUCUGUCCUGCAUGAUGAGAGUGAAUGGGAAACCCCAUACGCUUUCGACCCUUCCCACUUCCUGGAUAAGGAGGGUAAAUUUAUGAGGAGAGAAGCCUUCAUCCCUUUUUCUGCAGGUCGCAGGAUGUGUCCCGGAGAGAGUCUGGCCAGAAUGGAGCUUUUCCUCUUCUUCACCUCCCUCCUCCAGCGCUUUCGUUUCACUCCUCCACCUGGAGUUACAGAGGAUGAACUGGAUCUGACAGCAGUUGUGGGCUUCACCCUCAGUCCUUCACCUCAUGAGCUGUGUGCUGUUAGACGCCAAUGAGGAAGAGAG
Messenger RNA from Cottoperca gobio, 2008 nucleotides. Its product is annotated as cytochrome P450 2K1-like. NCBI's taxonomy places the organism in Eukaryota, Metazoa, Chordata, Actinopteri, Perciformes, Bovichtidae. The record is from RefSeq and is a predicted model, not a curated record. Gene Ontology annotation, cellular component: cytoplasm; intracellular membrane-bounded organelle. Gene Ontology annotation, molecular function: heme binding; iron ion binding; oxidoreductase activity, acting on paired donors, with incorporation or reduction of molecular oxygen, reduced flavin or flavoprotein as one donor, and incorporation of one atom of oxygen. Gene Ontology annotation, biological process: xenobiotic metabolic process. The transcript is spliced from 9 exons. Bases 491 to 1999 code for a protein of 502 amino acids.